Molecule: messenger RNA, 3269 nt
Organism: Pangasianodon hypophthalmus (striped catfish)
Lineage: Eukaryota; Metazoa; Chordata; Actinopteri; Siluriformes; Pangasiidae
Gene: cyth4b
Product: cytohesin 4b
Exons: 13
Coding region: 156-1355 (399 amino acids)
Biological process (GO): regulation of ARF protein signal transduction
Molecular function (GO): guanyl-nucleotide exchange factor activity
Source: RefSeq, a predicted model, not a curated record
ACUAACAGACAGGCGUUUGCGGCAGUAAUUCUCACCCUCAGAGAUGACUGAAGCAUGCAAUGUCUCGGUGUAUCUCUAACAACCCAGAGGAUCUGAAAUCGGAGUGCUAGGACCUAGUUUAUAGACGUUUUAUAGAAGAGAGCAGUGGGCUGAAAAUGGACAGCUGUCAACUGAUGUCUCCUGAUUUCUCCUCGGAGGAACGGCUUGAGAUUGAAAACCUCAAGCUGCACAAGCAGGACCUCCUGGAUGACAUUCAGAAGCUGAAGUGGGAGAUCGAGAAUGUAAUGGCCGAAAUUCAGGACUUCGAGUCUGCUGAAGAGAACAAAGUACUCGAGAGAGGGAAGCAGAUAUCAAGUGGCAAGAAGAAAUUCAACAUGGACCCGAAAAAGGGGGUCAGUUACCUGGUGGAAAAUAAGCUGUUGGAGUUGAAGCCCCAGAGCAUUGCUGAGUUCCUCUAUAAAGAGGAAGGUCUCAAUAAGACUGCUAUAGGAGACUUCCUAGGGGAAAGAGAGGAGAUACACCUUCAGAUCCUAAAAGCUUUUGUGGAACUUCACGAGUUUUCAGACCUCAACCUUGUCCAGGCACUGAGACAAUUCCUGUGGAGUUUCCGCCUUCCUGGUGAGGCACAAAAGAUUGACCGUAUGAUGGAGGCCUUUGCCACUCGCUACUGCGAAUGCAAUCCAGACGUCUUCCAGUCCACUGACACCUGUUACAUCCUCUCAUUUGCCAUCAUCAUGCUGAACACCAGCCUGCACAACCCCAACGUUAAGGACAAGACCACGCUGGAGCGCUUCAUCAGUAUGAACAGAGGCAUCAACAACGGCGAAGAUCUUCCCAAUGAGCUUCUCACGAAACUGUAUGAGAGCAUACGGAACGAGCCGUUCAAAAUUCCGGAGGAUGAUGGUAACGAUCUGACGCACACUUUCUUCAACCCUGACCGGGAAGGCUGGCUUCUCAAACUAGGAGGAAGAGUAAAGACAUGGAAGAGGAGAUGGUUUAUCUUGACUGAUAACUGUCUCUACUAUUUCGAAUACACCACAGACAAAGAACCGAGGGGGAUCAUUCCUCUAGAGAACCUCUGUGUCAGGGAAGUCAACUACACACGCAAACCGUACUGUCUGGAGCUGUAUCACCCCAACCCCAACAGUAAGGGACAGAAGAUAAAAGCAUGCAAGACAGAGACAGACGGACGGGUGGUGGAGGGGAAACAUGAGAGCUACAUGAUCUGUGCUUCAACAGCCGAGGAGAGAGACAACUGGAUCGAAGCAAUUAGGGCAAGCAUCACAAAGGAUCCGUUUUAUGACCUGGUCUCAGUCAGAAAGAAGAAAGUCAUCAAGCAAAUAGCACAGGAUUGACCACAGCAGAGCACCAUGGGAUAUGGGGUGAAAAGUGACAGACACUGCAGUCUGCGUGUAGCAGAAAGGAAUGACUGGACUGAAAGUUUACUCAUUACUCACAUCACUGUGUAUAACCAAACAGGAAGUGAAGAGAAGCAGUCCUUUUCGUCUCUGCUGUUUCUGUGGAUCAAAGAGUAGUUUGUAGCGUGACCUUUUUUUUAAGACCUUCAGCCUGUGUUAUCUACAGUCUGUUUGAAAUUGUCUUAAGAGGUAAUUUAAAGGCCUUGGGAAGGCAGUUUUGAGGUCUAAGUAUUAUCAAUGCACUUAUAUAUUAUUGGUCUCAUGGACCUGCAUGGUGUCUUAGGAAAUUUUGUAAUAAUAGCCAUAGUCGGACAUUUUGAAGAGAUUGUUUUCCUUGUGGGAAAAGAAGUCUCCUCAGUGAGAUGGUCAGUGUAGGAAGUGUGCUUUUUUCUUUGCAAACACAAGCUAAUCUGAAAUCUGAUAACUUGUUGAAAACUCCAGCACUUAACACCAGCUCAUUUAAUGGCUCGAUGAGUGGAUAUUACCUCACUUGUCUGUUGUUUUAGAUUAAAAAUCAAAUUCCUAACAAAUCAAUGUAAAUAGGUGUAAUGAUAUAGAUUUUAUUCAAAUUAUAACAUGUGUAGUAGGCUCCUAACACACAAAUUUGAACUGAUUUCAUCUCUUGCAGCUGGAUUCAGAGUUAAGUUAAGCGCACAGUGAGGAUGUAAUGCAGAUAUUGUACACAUUGGUUUUCAGACCUCGGAUGUAACUACUGGUUUAAGUGCUAUUCAGAAGUUACACAGAUGGGGUGGAGUUUGGCUAAAAUAGAGGCGUGUUUCAGUUGUGCCCAAUUCUGACCUUGAAUUUUAAGCUGAGAUUUAUGUUUUAGGCUAUAAAUACAUUUAAAAAUGUAAUGCCAUUUGAGGCCAAUAUUAAAUACAUAUAUAACAUUAAUUAAUUAAUUAAUGCUUAAUUAGUGCUUUCACACUUCCACCAGAGCAUGUUUUAAAUGUAACCCAAUGGGAAGCUGCCACCAAAGAGGUGGAAUUUGGUCACUUUUAAAAAAGCAUUUUUUUGCUCACAGUGAAGAUUCCAAAAUUGUUCAACUUUUCCCGGCCAAUCAGGUCGCAAGUUGAGGGUGCUAGCAAGAAAAACAAACACGGAGGACAAGCUACUAGGGAAAAAUGUUCAUGUUAAGUGAGUUCUUAUAAAUAAAACUAUGUCAUGAAUUGCAAUGAAACUAAAAAUAAAAACGUGUCUAUGUUUGGGACAUUCACUGGUUUGCGAUGCGACGUCCCUCUUUAACUGUGACUGCAUACACUCAAGUGAAGCAAAACAACCUCCUUUAUUCCAUCUUUAUUUCUUCUUUGUUGUUACUAUUAAUAAUAAUCUAAUCUAGAUAUCAAGCUAGCCUAGUUAGUUAGCUGAUACUAGCUAGACCUGGUACGAGCAUGUUAUGGUUACACAUCUCACAAACUGCUUUUUUUUUAUCUCAACACAAAACAUGCCAUGGCAAGCAUUUUUUUUUCUUCUAAAUUAAAAAGUGUGAAAGCCGCCUGACAGUGUUAUAUAGUGGACUAAACCUUUAGUGUGCAGGGUCAAUAACAGCAUACAACCUCCUGUGUUUACUCUUCGUUGUACAUAUAGGUUAUAUAUUUAUUAAUAUGCGCCAUAUGUGUUAUGUGUAUAUUAUGCCUGAAUAAAAAUUUGAUUAUUUAUCAGUACACAAAGAAUGAUAAAUAAAUGUAAACUUUACUGUACAUGUACUAUUUUACACAGGGGACGCAGGUCUGAUUUGCCUGAUAUGCAUAUAUUUUUUACUUUAUUGUACAAUAUUUGUGAAUAUGUGAUCGGAGUAUUAUAAUGAAUCGCUUGAUAAUUAUUAUUAAAGCAUUUGUUUUUUUUAUUGAA